AUGGCAAUGGCAAAUGACAAAACACUAUGUUUCAUAUGUAAUGAAAACAAAAUAACAUAUCCUUGUAAAGGAUGUUCAAAAGAGUUUUGUUUAGUGGAUUUAACAGAACAUCGUCAAAUAUUAAGUAAUGAAUUACAUCAUAUCACCAAUGAGUAUAAUGAAUUUAAACAAACAAUUAAUGAACAAAAACAGAAUGCACAAAAUUUCCCAUUAUUAGAACAAAUUAAUCAAUGGGAAAUCGAAUCCAUUGAGAAAAUUCAACAAAAAGCACAAGAGUACAGAGAAAUUGUUACUAAAUCAUCACAAACAUGUAUGAAUGAUAUUGACAUGAAAUUUAAAGACUUGAAUGAACAAAUAAAACAAAUGCAGAUAGCAAACGAAUUUAAUGAAAUUGGUUUAAAUUAUCUAAGAAAUCAAUUAAUAGAAAUUAAAGAACAAUUAAACAAUCCAUCGGAUAUUUCUAUUAAAAAAGAUUCACAAUCAAUUAUUAAUGAGAUUUCUAUUAUUUCAUCAAAAAAAUCAAAAUUCAACAAAUGGAAACAAAAUGCCAUCACGGUAGCUGGUGAAAAUGAAAAAGGAGAAGGAUUAAAUCAGCUCAAGUGCCCUCAAGGAAUCUUUAUUGAUAAAAACAAAAAUAUAUUUAUUGCUGAUACUAAUAAUCAUCGAGUUAUUGAAUGGAACUAUAAUGCAAAAGAAGGAAAAAUCAUUGCAGGUGGAAAUGGACAAGGAAAUCGAAUAAAUCAAUUGAAUUAUCCAGCAGGUGUGAUUGUUGAUCCACAAAAUCAUUCUAUCAUCAUUGCUGAUUAUUUGAACAGACGAGUAAUUCAGUGGUUGAAUCAACAUCAACAAAUUCUCAUUCACAAUAUUGCUUGUUAUGGCUUAGCAAUGGAUAAACAUGGAUUUCUUUAUGUUUCUGAUACUCAGAAGAAUGAAGUGAGACGAUGGAAAAUGGGUGAUUAUAACAAUGAAGGAAUUUUAGUGGCAGGUGGAAAUGGAAUAGGAGAUCAGCUUAAUCAACUCAAUGAGUCUACUUUUUUGUUUGUUGAUGAAGAUCAAUCUGUUUAUGUAUCAGAUAGCAACAAUCAUCGUGUAAUGAAAUGGAAAACAGGUGCAAAAGAAGGAACAAUUGUGGCUGGAGGAAAUAAAAAAGGAAGAAAUCUUAAUCAAUUAUCUUCAGCUCAAGGAAUCAUUGUUGACGAUUUGGGUCAAAUCUAUGUGGCAGAUUGGGGGAAUAAUCGAGUAAUGCGUUGGUGUGAAGGGAAAGAAGAAGGUGAAAUUGUUGUUGGUGGAAAUGGUCAAGAAAAUCAAUUGAAUGGUCCUGUGGGUUUAUCUUUUGAUGAUGAAAGAAAUCUUUAUGUUUCUAAUAUGGAAAAUCAUCGAAUUGUAAAGUUUGAAAUAAUAUUGUAA
Messenger RNA from Adineta steineri, 1407 nucleotides. NCBI's taxonomy places the organism in Eukaryota, Metazoa, Rotifera, Eurotatoria, Adinetida, Adinetidae. The record is from the annotation of a GenBank genome assembly.